This is a messenger RNA of Tripterygium wilfordii, 2234 nucleotides long. RefSeq names its product pentatricopeptide repeat-containing protein At2g45350, chloroplastic. Lineage: Eukaryota; Viridiplantae; Streptophyta; Magnoliopsida; Celastrales; Celastraceae. Gene Ontology annotation, biological process: RNA modification. The record is from RefSeq and is a predicted model, not a curated record. Gene Ontology annotation, molecular function: protein binding; RNA binding. The coding region runs from base 68 to 1936 and encodes 622 amino acids. The transcript has a single exon.
UUAGCCACUCAAGAUUAUCCGAAACUGCUGAGAGUAUUGUUUCAGUGUUCAAAUCUUUGAUAUUUUGAUGCUUCUUUCUGUGAAUUCAAUCCAGCCAUGGAACUCACCACUUCCAACUCUUCUUCUCGAGAAAUGCAAAACAUUAAACGAUGUGAAUCAAAUCCACGGGAGACUGAUAACAACUGGGUCCAUCAGGAACGCCUCUCUCACCGCCAAAAUCAUCCUCGCAUUCUCCUCUUCAGCGAGCGAACCACGAGUCGAAUUCGCUCGUCACCUCUUCUUUACGCGUCAUGCUUCUCGAAUUCAACGAAAACACGGAGACCCGUUUCUUUGGAACGCCAUACUCAAAUCGUUUUCUCACGGGCGGGACCCGGAAGGAGCAUUGCUUGUUUUCUGCUUCAUGAUUGAGAAUGGGGCUUUCGUGGAUGGGUUCUCAUUGUCGUUGGUGUUGAAAGCAUGUUCUCAAUUGGGUUUUCUCAAGGAAGGGAUGCAAAUUCAUGGAUUUUUGAGGAAGACUGAAAUUUGGUCAGAUUUGUUUUUGCAGAAUUCUUUGGUGUCUCUGUAUAUGCAUUGUGGGUGUAUUGGAUUUGCGCGUCAGGUGUUUGAUAAAAUGGAAAAGAGGGACUCGGUUUCGUAUAAUUUGAUGAUUCAUGGUUAUGUUGAGCGUGGGAUGGUUCAUUUGGCAUAUAAGUUGUUUGAUUGUAUGCCAGAGGAGCAGAAGAAUUUGGUAUCUUGGAAUACAAUGAUCAGCGGAUACGUGGGAUUGGAAGGUGGCCUGAAGGUAGCCUUUGAUUUGUUCGAGAAAAUGCCUGAAAGGGAUUUGAUUUCAUGGAACACAAUGAUUGACGGUUGUGUGAAGUGUGGUGAGAUGGAGUAUGCUCAACAAUUGUUUGAUAAGAUGACACUGAGGGAUGUGGUAAGUUGGUCUAAUAUGGUACAUGGUUAUGCUAAAGUAGGACGGAUUAAAGCCGCUAGGACUUUGUUUGAUAAAAUACCCGAGAAAGAUGUCGUUGCUUGUAAUGCCAUGAUGGCUGGCUAUCUUCAAAAUGGUAACUGUGCAGAAGCUUUACAAAUCUUUCAUAAUAUGCAGCAUGAAACUAAUUUGUCUCCAGAUAAUGCCACACUAUUAAGUGUUCUUUCAGCAGUUGCCCAGAUUGGACAUCUUGACGAAGGGGUAGCCGUGCAUUCCUACAUUCAGAAAAACAAGCUCUCUUUGAGUGGGAAUCUUGGCACAGCUCUCAUUGACAUGUAUUCCAAAUGUGGCAGUAUAAAGAAGGCUACAUAUGUCUUUGAGAAUAUAGAAGAAAAGAGUGUGGAUCAUUGGAAUGCUAUGAUCGGUGGGUUGGCCAUUCAUGGACUAGGUGAAUUAGCGUUUGAUUUGCUCAUGGAGAUGGAAAGGCUUUCUGUGAAACCAGAUGAUAUCACAUUCAUUGGUGUGCUAAAUGCUUGUGGGCAUGCUGGCUUAGUAAAGGAAGGUAUGAUGUGUUUUGAGAUUAUGAGAAAUGUUCACAAGUUAGAACCAAAACUACAACAUUAUGGAUGCAUGGUUGACAUCCUUAGCCGAGCAGGGCGCAUAAAGGAAGCCACAAAUUUUAUUGUGGAAAUGCCCAUUGAGCCUAAUGAUGUGAUUUGGAAUACUCUUCUUUGUGCUUGCUCAAAUUAUAAAAGUUUAAACAUUGGAGAGACUGUAGCUGAGCUUCUAAGUAGGAUGGAUUCUCAUAAUUCAAGCUCUUACGUUCUUCUGUCGAAUAUGUAUGCUGGUUUCGGUAUGUGGGAUGAUGUGCGUAGGCUUCGGAUGCUGAUGAAGAAAAGAAAUUUAAAGAAAAUUCCUGGUUGCAGUUGGAUACAACUUGAAGGAAUUGUUCAUGAGUUUUAUGUUCAAGAUAAGUCCCACCCUCAAGUUAUGGAGAUCUAUUCCUUGUUAGAUAGCUUUUAGGAGCCAAAUUUGAAGCUUCACAUUCAAAUGUAAAUAACAAGAAAAGACUUGCUUAUUGCAGGUAUGCAUGUUAUGUACAAAGAUUAUCCUCUUCCAGCAUUACCGACUGGCCGAAUUUCUGGAAUUUGAUUGUAUUAGAUACAGUACAUGUACAAUAUGAGGAGAGCUCGAUAAUUCACAGCCUUUCCUGUUUAUCAAGGUUUAAUAGUUUGGUUACAUAAACAACUACAGUUUUAAAAUCCGUAUUAUACCUGCGAUUCAACCAGUUGAACUGCGAACUAUGAGAUUCGACGGUAUG